This is a messenger RNA of Teleopsis dalmanni, 1508 nucleotides long. It is a transcript of the gene PIG-C, whose product is annotated as phosphatidylinositol N-acetylglucosaminyltransferase subunit C. Gene Ontology annotation, biological process: GPI anchor biosynthetic process. The transcript is spliced from 2 exons. Lineage: Eukaryota; Metazoa; Arthropoda; Insecta; Diptera; Diopsidae. The record is from RefSeq and is a predicted model, not a curated record. The coding region runs from base 112 to 1005 and encodes 297 amino acids. Gene Ontology annotation, cellular component: membrane; glycosylphosphatidylinositol-N-acetylglucosaminyltransferase (GPI-GnT) complex.
AACGACUUGUUUAACUUGUUUAACUGGAGUUAUUUGCGAAUUCAAAUUGUUUUCAUAUUUUAAAAUUGUUUAUAGAAAAUAAUAAUGUAUUAAUGAUUAAGUGGUUUUAAUAUGUCAUCGAAAAAUAAUGGAACUUUUAAUAGGAAAAUAUUACCAAAGUCUUUCCAACGUAAACCUUGGCGUAAAAAUUUAUAUGAGAAUACGGACUAUGAAGACAAUUAUACCGAUCCUAGUUUUCUGAAGGAUUUACGAACAAAUUUAAAUGUACGAUUUUUUACAUUUCAAGAAGCAAUAUGUGGAAUAACAAUAGUAAACAACCAAAUUUCCUCCAUAACUGGAUUUCUUAUAAUAUUUUAUAUACUAAACAAUGACGCUGCUGCACCGACAACAUUAUUUGUACCAAGUGUCAUAGCAACAACGAUUGGAUAUUUGCUAUACCGUGGUAAAACGCUCAGUGUAGAUAUGAUUAUUGAAGAUUCAAAAACCCUAUUAACUGUAUUAUUAUUUGGUUAUAUUUUUGCACCCUUACUGCACACACUUACUGAAGCUAUUAGUACCGAUACUAUUUUUAUAACUACAACUUUUGUGAUGAUGUUAAAUUUGGUAUUUUACGAUUAUGGACUCUCUGUUGCGAUGGUAUCUAAAGCUAUAUCAGUGAAUGCAGCAAUAUUUGGUGCAAUCUGUUUAGCUUCUCGGCUGUCUACUUCAUACCAUGCAUUUGUGUUAUUAGUCGAAGCCGCAAUUAUAUUCGUUUUAUAUCCUAUGCUAACAACACGCUGCUGGCGUUGGUACUUUUUUCUGCCAAUAUUUCUUAAUUGUUGUUACUUUCUGUAUUAUAUUUCUAAAGUAAUAUUUUAUACUUAUCUAAUAAUAAGCUUAUUUAUUAAUUUCAUUUGUCCUUCGAUAUUUGUCACACUACAACGCUAUAAAAAUAAUAUACAUGGACCUUGGGAUGAAGCGAUUGUGGAAGAAAAUGUUGAGUGUACUAUUGAACAAAGAUUAUAGUCUAACUAUAAAAUAAUAAUAUUGUCGAUAAUUUUGUAUUACUUUUUAAAUAUAUUAAAUUAGUUUUACUUUAUUCCGUCAAUAUUUUGUUGUAAAUUUUAAAUAAUUUUUUAUUUGCAAAUGAGAUAGCAAUUUGUACAAUUUAGUGCGGUGAAUGAGAUAAAAAGUUUAAAAUCGUAACUAAAUAAGAGGAAUAUGUGUAGUAGUUUUAUUCUUUAAUUAUGUUUUUAGUUAUGAUAUAAAACAGUAAAAGUAUUAAGAUGACUAUGAUGAUUUCGGCAGAAGGCACAAAUUGCUUAUGUCGUCAGUUUUUAGGUAUAUAAGUACAAUGUAUUAGGCGAAAUAAUUAAUUAAAUAAAGAAGUAACUGUUAUUCCUUUAUUAUCUUCACUUUGAGUAUAAUAAUAUAUUAUUUUUUUUAAAUACAAAACACAAAACGUGAUUAAACAACACAACAAAGGCCAGUUAACACACACCAUAAACAGUGCCAAUUCAUUUUAAAUU